Molecule: messenger RNA, 1159 nt
Organism: Solanum tuberosum (potato)
Lineage: Eukaryota; Viridiplantae; Streptophyta; Magnoliopsida; Solanales; Solanaceae
Product: leucine-rich repeat extensin-like protein 6
Exons: 1
Molecular function (GO): protein binding
Source: RefSeq, a predicted model, not a curated record
AUUAACUUGUCUUAAACCCUAAACUCCUAAAACUCAUCACAAAAUCAUGAAACUCAUCAACUUAGCCCUUAGUGGCUUCUUGUUCAUCAUUUUCUUCUUCUCAAAACCCUCAUUUCAAGCUUCAAUCAAAUAUGAACCAAACCCUAGACUUUUCGAUGCUUACAUAGCUCUACAAGCUUGGAAACAUGUCAUGACUUCCGAUCCAAGAAACUUCACAAAAGAUUGGUAUGAUUACAAUGUUUGUAACUACACCGGGGUUUAUUGUGCUCCAGCUCCAGAUAACCCUAAUAUCACCACUGUUGCUGGUAUUGACCUCAACCAUGCAAAUAUCUCCGGAUACUUACCUGAAAAACUUGGUUUAUUGACUGAUUUAGCCGUCUUUCAUAUAAAUUCCAAUAGAUUUGAAGGCUCAAUCCCGAAAUCUUUUUCUAAGCUUCGAAUUUUAUUCGAACUUGACGUGAGUAACAAUCUUUUUUGUGGUGAGUUUCCUUCCGUUGUGUUAUCUCUUCCUUCUUUAAAAUUUCUUGAUAUUAGGUAUAACCAAUUCGAAGGAAAAGUCCCUUCAACCCUUUGGGAUCGAACACUCGAUGCUCUUUUCAUAAACAACAACAAAUUUCAAUUUUCAUGGCCUAAAAACUUAGGUAAAUCACCCGUUUCUGCUUUGGUUAUGGCAAAUAUUAAUGUAACGGGGUGUAUACCAUCAAGUAUAGCAAAAAUGUCGAAAACAUUAAAUGAGAUUAUUCUCUCGAAUUCGAGUUUAAGUGGAUGUUUACCACAAGAAUUAGGGUUAUUGAAAAAUGUUAGGGUUCUUGACGUGAGUUUUAACAAGCUUGUUGGUGAGUUGCCGGAAUCAAUUGGUGGAAUGAAGAAAUUGGAACAUCUUAACGUGGCACAUAACAAGUUUUCCGGUGAGAUUCCGAUGAGUAUUUGCUCAUUACCAAAGUUGGAGAAUUUCACUUACUCUUAUAAUUAUUUUUGUGGUGAACCAAAGAUUUGUCUCAAGUUGAAGGAUAGAAAUGAUAAGAAGAAUUGUAUACCAUAUCGACCAUCGCAACGUUCAGAAAGUGAAUGUAAGACAUUUUAUUCACGAGGUCCGGUGGAUUGUAGUUCAUUUGGUUGUAGAUCACCACCACCGCCACCACCGCCACCGCCACCACCA